Messenger RNA from Sinocyclocheilus grahami, 1446 nucleotides. Its product is annotated as ribosomal protein S6 kinase alpha-2-like. The transcript is spliced from 13 exons. Lineage: Eukaryota; Metazoa; Chordata; Actinopteri; Cypriniformes; Cyprinidae. The record is from RefSeq and is a predicted model, not a curated record. Gene Ontology annotation, biological process: protein phosphorylation. Gene Ontology annotation, molecular function: ATP binding; protein kinase activity. The annotation marks the transcript as partial.
GAUUAGUGGAGGGGAGGCGACUGUAAAUCCCCACUCUUGUGCUGAUCUGGAUUUAAACGCUGGACAGAUAAAUUGUCAUUUGAAGAUAGUAGCAGGCGAGCCGGGACAAUGGAUACAAACAUGCGCAAAUUUACGGUGAGAAGAUGGUUUUCCGUGUACCUGCGCGGAAAGUCGCGGUCCAAAAGCUCGAGUUUAUGCAAACUAGAGGAUGACAGCAUCUUAAAGGAGUUUGAUAUCAGCCAUCAUGUGAAAGAGGGCUUUGAGAAAGCUGACCCGUCACAGUUCGAGCUGCUCAAGGUGUUGGGUCAGGGCUCCUACGGAAAGGUGUUCUUGGUGAGAAAAAUCAGAGGUUCAGAUACAGGACAACUCUAUGCCAUGAAGGUCUUGAAGAAAGCAACGCUAAAAGUGCGGGACAGAGUGAGAUCGAAAAUGGAGCGAGACAUUCUCGCAGAAGUGAAUCAUCCCUUCAUUGUCAAACUCCACUAUGCCUUUCAGACAGAAGGAAAGCUGUACCUAAUAUUGGACUUUCUCAGAGGGGGAGAUCUUUUCACACGCCUAUCCAAAGAGGUAAUGUUUACCGAGGAAGAUGUGAAGUUCUAUUUGGCUGAGCUGGCCUUGGCUUUGGAUCAUCUUCAUAGUCUGGGCAUCAUCUACCGUGAUCUUAAACCAGAGAACAUUCUCCUUGAUGAAGAGGGCCACAUAAAGAUCACAGAUUUUGGCCUGAGCAAAGAGGCAAUCGACCAUGACAAACGAGCGUACUCCUUCUGCGGGACCAUCGAGUACAUGGCCCCAGAGGUGGUCAAUAGACGAGGUCACACUCAAAGUGCUGACUGGUGGUCCUUCGGCAUCUUAAUGUUUGAAAUGCUGACUGGAUCCCUGCCAUUUCAAGGCAAAGACCGCAAAGAGACAAUGGCACUUAUUCUCAAGGCAAAACUUGGCAUGCCGCAGUUCCUCAGCCCAGAAGUCCAGAGUUUACUGCGGGCUCUUUUCAAAAGAAACCCUUCCAAUAGAUUAGAUGGGAUCAAUUGUGUGUUUCCAUUUAUAGAGAGACUUUGUCCUUGUUGUCUUUCUAAAUUUGUUUGCAUCUGUGUGUCUGCAGACUCACCCGGAGUUCCAGCCAGCGCUAACGCACACCAGCUCUUCCGCGGCUUCAGCUUUGUGGCCUCUAACCUGGAUGAAGAACAGCCGCUGGCCGAGACCAAGCAAAAUUCUGUUAACCCCAUUGUACAGCAACUUCAUGGCAACAACAUUCAUUUCACUGACGGCUAUGAGUUGAAAGAAGAUAUCGGCAUUGGAGCGUAUUCGGUCUGCAAACGUUGUGUCCACAGAAUCACCAGUGUGGAGUAUGCUGUCAAAAUUAUUGACAGAGCCAAGAAGGACCCGUCUGAAGAGAUCGAGAUUCUUCUGAGAUACGGCCAGCACCCAAACAUCAUUACUCUGAAAGAU